AUGGUAACCGGCAAGAUGCUCCCCAGAGAUAUGCUCCCCGGAUAGAAACCAUUAUUUGAACAUCAAGGUUAUCUCUAUACUGUAAAUAAACAAUCAGGUGACAAGGUGAUAUGGUGUUGCCGUAAUUAUCGACAUGGUCAAUGUCGCGGUCGACUUCAUACAAUCAACAAUCAAGUUAUUCAAAUAAUUGGUAAUCACAAUCAUGAACCAAACAGUUCGACUGGGCAAGUAGCUGCAGCACGUACACAAAUGAGUGAUGCAGCCAAACAAAGUAGUCUGACAACACAUACUAUUGUAGCUGACGCUGUGUCCAAAUUAUCUGAUAAUACUAUCUCAUCAUUACCAAAUUUACUAAAAAAUCUUAAACGCAAUGUUCGAAGAAUCCGACAACGAAGUCAAAAUCCAUUAUCAUUAUCAACAACUCGUGAUUCCAUUGUCAUUGAUCUGCAGUUCACAAUAACAGCUCGCAAUCGAACAUUUUUACAUUUCGAUUCGGGAUCCAUCUAUCAACGUAUAUUAAUAUUUUCAACAAAAAGACAAUUAAAAAUAUUGGAAAAUGCAAAUUAUAUAUAUUUAGAUGGUACAUUUAGUGUAGUUACAGAGUUGUAUUUCCAAUUAUAUACAAUUCAUGCUACAUAUUUAAGUCAUAUAUUACCAGUUGUUUAUAUAUUGCUGCCAGGUAAGAAACAACGUUUAUAUAAAGAAAUGUUUCAACAGAUAAAGAAUUCAAUACCAAAUUUUGAUCCACCAAAUAUUAUGAUUGAUUAUGAACGUGCAACUAUUAAUGAAAUUCAAAAACAGUUUCCAAGUUCAAACUUAUCCAGAUGUUUUUUCCAUUUAUGUCAAAAUGUUUAUCGUGCUGUUAUACGUUUUGGCUUAAAGACAGUAUAUAGUGAAAAUGAAGAUUUUGCAAAACAAAUUCGCUCAUUACCAGCAUUAGCACUGUUACCUGUUCCUGAUGUAAUUCCUACAUUUGAUGAAAUAAAGGCGCAAUUUCCAGCAGAAGGUGAACCUGGAUUAAAAUAUUUUGAAGAAUAUUAUAUAGGUGUCAAAGAUCGUUUAUCACGGCCAAGAAAAGCAGCAAAAUUUGAUAUAUUAUUAUGGAAUGUAAAUGACAACACAAUUCAAGGUCAACAUCGGACAAAUAACGCUGUGGAGUGCUGGAAUAACAGAUUCGCGUCGUUAAUAAAUUGCAGCCACCCAAAUUUUUGGAAAUUUUUACAUGAUUUAAAAAAAGAACAAAGUUAUGUUGAAGGUGAAAUUAUACAAGCAAUAGCUGGUGUUAGAAAAUCGAGAAGAAUACAUCAAAUACGCCAAGAAACACGUAUUCUGAACAUCAUGAAUGAACCAACAAUAACCAAUUUUGAAAAAGUUAUGGCUUUAGCUCAUAUUAUUUCGUUAAAAAAGUCAUAA
Rotaria sp. Silwood2 is the source of this 1413-nucleotide messenger RNA. NCBI's taxonomy places the organism in Eukaryota, Metazoa, Rotifera, Eurotatoria, Philodinida, Philodinidae. The record is from the annotation of a GenBank genome assembly.